ACCCUUGUCCGCACCCACACACCUCCGUAUAAACAGACUCUGCACAUCAGCGCUGCUGCACGUAUUAUUCGACUCUGCGCAGGACGCGGUUUUAAUGUUUUUCUGAUGUUUUACGGUGUCGCUCUUUUACUCGCAACGCUUUAGUCGUGACCCACAAUUUUCCAAAGGAAAAAUGGCAGAAUGGAAGACGCAGGUAACUUACAAUUACAACCCGUCUUAUCAUACCUACGCCUACAGUCUCGUGUAUCAGUCGGUACCCGAACAGAACCAUGGAAACCUGCCUGCCUGGGGCGACAACGGAGUCCCGGACUACAAUGACGGGACGCCGCAGAAUCUUUGCACCGCCGUCGCUCCCAUCACCGCUAUGAACGGGAAAGAGUCUCCGCCACGCAGCCCCGAGGCCGUGACGGAAAGUUAUCAGAGUACCGGCCUCGUUUAUCUCGAUGGCACCCAGGCAGACCAUCUAGCUGAGGCCUAUGGAGACGGAGGGGGUGAGGUGAAGCGAGCCAGGAGUGACUCAGUCAGCGACUCUGAAGCGCACACUUCACCUGAUUCUUGGAGCUCUGUCAGCAGCCGUGAAGGAAGUCUUCCUCAGGUGGACCCCGCUAACUGGGUUGAGAAGGAUGUUGAUGAGGAGCCCGUCAUCAGAAGCCUGGAUGGCAAUGAGGAUGUUUCCAGCUCUUUCAUGGAGGAGUCCCGGAACUUGGCUGCACACGGGAACGGGGACGGGAAUGGGAACGGGAACAACUCAAUCCCUGCACCCCUUCCUGCCCCAAUGAAGCCUACCACCAAUACUGCAGCUACUCCUAAAGUGAAGGUCCGGGCAGCCUUUACAGAGAGUCAGAUGAAUGCUCUCGUCCAGCGCUUCAGUGUUCAGCGUUACCUCACUCCAGCUGAGAUGAAGAACCUGGCAGAAAUGACUGGACUGACCUACAAACAGGUGAAGACCUGGUUUCAGAACAGGAGGAUGAAGCUCAGGAGGCAUCAGAAAGAUACCAGCUGGGUGUCAGAGCGUUAUGCCGUCCACAAGGACACGUCCAUCCACAGACCGGUCUUGUCCAACAUGGCCUCUCACAUCCCACCCUAUCAAGGAGAUGGUCGGCCCCAGUUCAGGGAUCAUUACAACCAGCAUUCGAUGGAGGCAGCUUUUACGAAGACCCCACCAAAUCUGGCCUACUACCUUGCAGCUGUGGGCGGCGCAGCUGGAUCCGCUGGCUAUCCAUCUUGGUCCACUAAUGCGUCGCAGGCCACUGUCCCAAACCAGGCCCAUAAUGCUAGGUGGUCCGUACCACAAGGAGGUGGUCCCUUUGAUUACAGCCCCAACGCGUUCAACUCAAAUAAUUACAUGCAUGCUGCACGCUAUGAUAGCAAAGAGGGGGAGUCUGUAAACAGCGCCCUAAGCACAGCUGUAAUUCAUAAUGGAAACCAGUAGCUAGUGGAAACCGUUAGUGAUUCAUUGAGAUGUUGAUGGCGAUUUUCAAAGUGGCUCACCUCAUUUUGUAGUGAAAUGUGAUUUUAAGCAGAUUGCAUUAUUCUGCAUCUGAUUUCAAUGUACUACUUUUUUUUCUUUCCCUAUUGUUUUAUUCUUAUAUGCAACUAUUUUAUGUGUGUUCUGAAUACUUCGUCACAGCAGAUGCGUCCAAGCUGGAUGCACUUUGAGCAAAAGGUUCACUGUGAUGCAAAGUAAAAUACUUGACAUGCAAAAUUAUGUAAAUGCAUUUAUUACAUCAGAAAUGCAGGUUGAAUUUACAAGGUCAAGUUUUGUCUUCUUAAUUUUUGUGUCAAUGUAUGGGUAAGUUUCUAUGGGUUAAAAUCUUUUAAAGUGGUGGUGACAAAUGAUUUUGAUCAUUUAUCUGUUGAAGAUUAAAGAUUUGAAUUUUUUUUUUUACUCUGGUUGGAUUUUUUUUUAGUUCAGAGUGUUUUGCAGCUUUGCAAUCAUAUGGAGUUUGAAUUCACUCCCAACUUCCAGAGGAAGUUAUGAAAAUAAAAGCAAGUCUCUGACAUUCAAAGAUGAAAUUCCAAUUUGAUAUUUAAGCAUCUUUAAAGAAGCCCUAUUGCCCAGGGCUGAUUUUAAGUGUGAUUCCAUUGAAUGUCUUUACAACUACGACAGUUGUAUGGUAAUGGUGAAGACUUGCUUUUUCUUCUUUUCUUUUUUUUUCUUUUUUUUUUUUUUCUUUUUUUCUUCCCCCUUUGCUGCACAUUAAGUCUCAGUGAUAUUGUGACUGCUGUUAAAAUGUGUAUUUUCUUAUGUGCUUCCAUCACAUUCUGCAUUUUGAGAAAAUACUCUGUACAACAAGCUAAAUAUUACACUGGCUUGUAAAAUGAGAGGGAAGUAGCCUUUUUUUUGACUUGAUUAUUCCACAGACUGAUAUUGCAAUGAUGUUGUGCAGCCUUACUGUUACUAUUGGUAAGGUUUAAUUUUGGCACAUUUAAGUCUGUAUUGGAAAAGCCGAAUAAAACCAUUUGUUAUGUUACAUCA
Gambusia affinis (western mosquitofish) is the source of this 2479-nucleotide messenger RNA. RefSeq names its product nanog homeobox (gene nanog). The transcript has 4 exons. NCBI's taxonomy places the organism in Eukaryota, Metazoa, Chordata, Actinopteri, Cyprinodontiformes, Poeciliidae. Gene Ontology annotation, molecular function: DNA-binding transcription factor activity, RNA polymerase II-specific; RNA polymerase II cis-regulatory region sequence-specific DNA binding. The record is from RefSeq and is a predicted model, not a curated record. The coding region runs from base 173 to 1432 and encodes 419 amino acids. Gene Ontology annotation, biological process: regulation of transcription by RNA polymerase II.